Molecule: messenger RNA, 4026 nt
Organism: Lytechinus pictus (painted urchin)
Lineage: Eukaryota; Metazoa; Echinodermata; Echinoidea; Temnopleuroida; Toxopneustidae
Exons: 1
Coding region: 1-4026 (1341 amino acids)
Biological process (GO): DNA integration
Molecular function (GO): nucleic acid binding; zinc ion binding
Source: RefSeq, a predicted model, not a curated record
AUGUCAGCCCACGGCCUAUCCCAACCGGCUCCUUUCGAUGCUAGCUCUGCCAGAGCCUCAAACGCUUGGCAGGCAUGGAAAACAGCAUUCGAGUAUUAUCUCCUGGCUUCACAAAUCACGGACGAUAGUGUAAAAAGGGCUUUGCUUCUUCACUGUGCUGGCCCUAAUGUACAACAAUUGUUUGCAACUCUAGAUGGGACUGGAACUACGUAUGCUUCCGCACUGAAGGCCCUGACUGACCACUUUGAACCUCAGAGAAAUGUCGCAUAUGAAAGACAUUUAUUUCGACAAUGCUCUCAGAAUAGCGGAGAGUCAACAGAUGACUAUUGUCUACGUCUUAGAACUUUGUCAGCUUCAUGUGACUUUGGUGAUCAGAGAGAUGACAACAUUCGUGAUCAGUUUAUCGAUCAGUGCUCUUCCAAAUCACUCCGACGUCGUCUGCUGCGAGAACAGAACCUUAAACUUUCAGAUCUACUCUUAAUUGCCCGAGCAACAGAGGUAGCAGACAAACAAGCUUCUUCUAUAGAGAUGUCUAAUUCGACCUCCCUCCCAGUAAAUGAUAUUCGGGCACAGCAGAGUCAACUGACGGCUGGGGAAACUCAGCGUUCCUCUUCUCAACGCAGUUUCCAGCCUCCGCAGAGGGAUAUUCCAAGAGGAAGGAGGGAUAACUAUGGCACCAGUCGACGCCCUUCACAGCAUGCUACAAGUACAAUUUGCUCGAAUUGCGGGCUUGACGGACAUUAUGCCUCUGAUACAGUAUGCCGUGCCAGAGGACAGAAAUGUAGGCGAUGUCAGAAAACAGGACAUUUUUCUCGAAUGUGCCGGAGUUCUGCUCCACGCAACAUUGCCAACAAUCAAUCGUCACAUGCAAUCCACAUUUCCAGUGACAGCGCAUUGAAUGUUUCAGACAACAUGUGUGACGAAACCUUGUUUACAGUUGGUAAUUCUAACACCUCUACGCGGGUCGACAUUGCUGGAAUCAGCAUCGAUAUGCUGAUCGACACUGGGGCGUCGGUAAAUAUCAUUGAUUCCUCAACGUAUGACUGGAUGAGAGGCCAAACAACCUCUAAUGGCAUCCGAUUGGCGCCCAAUCAUAUCAGACUUUUUGCAUAUGGUUCUAACACUCCUUUGCCUGUGAGGGGAGAAUUUCAUGCGACAAUUUCCUGCUCGAGGGGGACCUCAGCUAUGGCUACAUUUUUUGUGGUUGAAGGAGGUACUGGAUGUCUUCUUGGAAAAAGGACAGCAAUCCAACUCCAGUUAGUAAAAUUGGAGGAUGCUAACGCCGUUCACAUGGAUACUCAGCCUGCUGCUGGUGAUAUAAAAUCUGCCUAUCCCGAGGUGUUCACUGGCUUUGGUAAGCUGGAAGGAUAUAAAGCUCAUGUCCAUGUAAACCCUGAUGUCAAACCUGUAGCACAGCCACCGCGCCGAAUACCAUUCCACCUGAGAAGUAAAGUGGAGGAGAAACUACAGGAACUAUUGGAAAAGGAUAUAAUUGAGCCAGUAACAGGCCCAACAUCAUGGGCUAGUCCACUAGUAGUUGUGCCAAAACCGAAUGGUGAAGUAAGAGUGUGUGUCGACAUGAGGAGAGCAAAUCAGGCAGUCAUAAGGGAGAGACACCCGAUUCCAACUCUGGAUGAGACUUUAGAAUCGCUGAACGGUGCUGCCAUCUUUUCUAAACUAGAUCUUAAAUGGGGCUACCACCAGGUGGAGCUUGACGAAGAGUCCCGAGACAUCACCACGUUUGUUACUCAUAAAGGUGUAAUGAGGUACAAGAGGUUGAUAUUUGGUUUAUCUUCAGCCAGUGAGAUAUACCAGUACGCCAUACAGACAGCACUACAAGGACUAGAAGGAGUCAGAAAUAUCUCAGACGAUAUUGUUGUGUUUGGGAAGGAUGUCGAAGAACAUGACAUCCGUCUCAAUGCAGUUCUUCAGCGCCUCCGUGAUCGUCAUCUCACAGUGAAUGCAGACAAGUGCAUCUUUCGUGCUCCUAGAAUCAUGUUCUUUGGAUUUGUAAUUUCCAAAGAUGGAAUUUCAGCUAAUGAGGCACGAGUAGCCGCCAUCAAAGAAGCAAGGAUGCCUACAAAUCAGUCAGAAGUUCGCUCAUUCCUCGGUCUGGUGAACUAUUGUGCUCGUCUUAUCCCUAACUUGGCAACGAUCGCAGAGCCUCUCCGUAAGCUUACACGUGGAGAUCAACCUUGGACCUGGGGACCUGAGCAGAGACAAUCAUUUGAACGACUAAGGAAUGCAUUAACGAGUGAUGACGUGAUGGCACACUUCAUUACCGGAGCACCGACUGAGCUACGAGUCGAUGCUAGCCCAUUCGGACUAGGCGCAGUCCUCACGCAAACCAUUGACGGCAUCACUCGCCCAGUCGCUUACGCCAGCCGCACACUGAGCGACGUCGAACGACGCUACUCGCAAACAGAGCGUGAAGCGUUAGCAGUAGUGUGGGGAUGUGAACGUUUUCAUUUGUUCUUGAGUGGAGCGGAAUUCACAUUGUUAACAGAUCACAAGCCACUCGAAGUGAUCUAUGGCCCUCAUGGCAAACCACAUGCACGCAUUGAGAGAUGGGUAUUACGCCUACAGCAGUAUAAAUUCAAAGUUCGUCACAUGCCAGGCAAGACAAAUCCAGCCGACGUGUUAUCGCGACUUCCAAUUCCCAAUCAACCACCCCGUGAUCGCAAUAUCGCAGAGGAAUACAUAGAUGCCAUUAUCGCGUAUGCUGUACCCCGCGCACUGACACGUGAGCAGAUAACCACAGCAUCGCAAGCCGAUCAGGAGAUCCAAACGGUGAUUGAAUCGCUAAAAUCAGGCAAAUGGCAUGAAAAUCCAAAAUUGAGCCCCUAUCGGAGGAUUGCCAAUGAGCUAUCGGCAAAGAAUGGUCUUCUUCUUCGCGGUAAUCGUAUUGUUAUACCGUCUGUUUUGCGCGAGCAAACCCUUGAUCUUGCACAUGAAUCACAUCCAGGAAUAGUGAGAAUGAAACAGAUGUUGCGUACAAAAGUAUGGUGGCCACAAAUUGAUGCAGAAGCAGAGUCAAAAGUAAAAAUGUGUCAUGUUUGCCAGGUGGAGAUGCCUUCUCCUCCUUCUGAGCCUCUUCAACCUUCCCAGAUGCCACGAUCUCCAUGGAAUAAGCUGCAUAUUGAUCUAUGUGGUCCACUUCCAACAGGAGAGUCACUUCUUGUUGUGAUCGACGCUGCAACACGUUGGCCAGAAGUUGAAAUAAUUAGGUCCACUACAACCAAAGUGAUCAUUUCUAGAUUAGAUCGCAUAUUUGCACAGCAUGGUUAUCCAGAGGAAAUCGUCUCAGAUAAUGGUCCUCAAUUUAUAUCCCAGGAAUUCGCUAGCUAUCUGAGAUCAAUUGGAGUCAAUCACCGCCGUAUUACUCCAUAUCACCCACAAGCGAACGCAGAGGUCGAGCGAUUUAAUGCAACGAUCAUGAAGGCGAUUAGGACGGCGAGGCACAGUGGUCGCGAUUGGCACCAGGCCGUCAACACUUUUCUUCUUGCAUAUCGUUCGACUCCGCACCCUGCUACAAAGUCGUCACCAGCGAAGCUCCUUUAUAAUAGGGAAUUACGCACAAAGUUGCCUUUCAAUACAUCAACGCCAAAGAAAGCAUUCAAAGAAGCGAGUCGCAACGACAAAGUGUACAAAGAGAAAAUGAAAAAAUACCAUGAUGGAAAAACACGAAACCGACGUCGUGACAACGUCAAGUGUGGGGAUCAUGUCAUUACUAAGCAAAGAAAGUGUGAUAAGUUUUCCUCCCGAUUUGACCCAAACCCAUGGGUUGUAGUUGAAAAAAAAGGGGGAAGUGUAAAAAUACGAAGGGGAAAUGAAAUAACAAUGCGCUACAUGUCCCAAGUGAGGAAAAUUCCAAAUCGUGUGAAUGUAAACAAUGAAGUCGAGGGCGAUCUCGAAGAUGACCGCAUUAUCCAUACAGAGGAAGCUCCAUGCCCUCUUCGCAGAUCUAACAGACAAACAAGACCACCAGAUAGGCUAACAUAUUACCAAUCUGGAAUCAUAAUGUAA